Messenger RNA from Penicillium canescens, 1140 nucleotides. RefSeq lists its product as uncharacterized. NCBI's taxonomy places the organism in Eukaryota, Fungi, Ascomycota, Eurotiomycetes, Eurotiales, Aspergillaceae. The record is from RefSeq and is a predicted model, not a curated record. The transcript has 4 exons. The coding region runs from base 1 to 1140 and encodes 379 amino acids.
AUGGACAUUUCACUUGUCUUCACGCAGCCACGGCCGGCCGGGAUUGAUCUAAGUGAGAACAGGACACCCAAGGAGAAUGACGUCGUUAUUUCGAUAUGUGCUGUUGCUGCACUGACCGUGGUUCUACGGUUUGUGGUAAGAAUAUACUACCAGCGAUCCAGGCCGGAGGUGGAUGACUGGCUGAUUGCGGCGUCGCUUGUUCCUUUGGCUGGAUUGCUUGCAGCAGCUGUGCUUUGCGGCGAACAUGGCUUGGGCAAGCAUAUCUGGAGUGCAACGGUUGGAGACCUGAUUCUUUUGCGGAAGACCCUCUUCGCAUACCUACUGAUCUACCUCGCCGAGCUCCUCCUUAUCAAAGUCUCGAUACUGAUGUUCUACCGCCGAAUAUUCGGCAUGACUUGGUCAAUUUUGACCUGUCUCUUCAUCAGCUAUAGCUGGGCCAUCGGAAGUAUUAUUGCGACAAUAUGCUCCUCCGACCCAGUCUCAUACUUCUGGACUCAAGGGACCAACUCAAGCCUUGGCAAAUACCGAUUCAACUUCUACAAUUAUCUUAUCGGCAAUGCAGCUACCAAUGUCGUGACAGACGCGUUGAUCUUGCUUAUUCCUAUACCGAUUGUGUGGAGCUUAAAGAUGCGAACCACGCAAAAGGUCGGAGUCUGCAGUGUUCUUCUAUUGGGUGUUGUUGCCUGCGUCGCAAGCAUCGUCCGUAUCCACUACAUAACCUUCCUAAAAUCAAGCAUCGACCUGUCAUGGGUGAUAAGCGAUGUAUACGUAUGGUCAAUCGUCGAGCCAUGCGUUGGGAUCGUCUGUGCAUGCCUACCAGCCCUCCAACCGUUCCUCCGUUUAAUAACGAAGAAACUAUCAAGCUUACCACUCCGUCGAAGCAGGGGUGUGAACAAGCUAUCUUCUGGGUUUCAAGGGAAGAAUCCAUCAAAACAUAGUCGUGAUUCCAGCAAACACAGCUUCAGCUCUACGCGAAGUCCUCAUCCUUUCACCCAUUACGAUGAUGAUCGUGCUCAGCUUACUACUUUUACGACAAGGGUUGAGAUGGAGACGAAUCAGAAAGAGAGGGAUAGGUUGGAGAAAAAUUUGGACCCUAUGGCUAUUAGGGUUCAACAGGUUGUUCACUGGAGUGUGAACUAG